AUGAAUGUUGAAGGAAGAAGCGGUAGAGGAAGAUCAAAAAAGAGAUGGAAGGAUGUUAUUGAAAAUUCAUCUGAAUCGAAUCCUAAAAAUUCUAAACUUACCACUAGCGAUGUUCAAACUUCUAAUACAGAAACAAAGGCCGUGGUUGAUCAUAGCAUUUUUGAUAUUAGCAUAUAUGUCGGUAAAAAAUUAACGGAUGCUGAAAAAACUAAUUUUCUAGAAAAUAUAUGGAUUCCAGGUAAGAAUUAUUCAUUUCCUUCUACUGAGCAUGGAAAAAAACUAUUGAAAUUUCAGUAUAGCUGGCUGGAAAAAUGGAAUUGGCUUGCCUAUAGUAAAGUAAAAGAUGGCGCUUAUUGUAAAUAUUGUGUGCUUUUUUCUCAAUCAAAAGGUGGUAAGGGUAGUCAGCCGCUAGGUCAACUUUGCACUGAAGCUUUUAACAAAUGGAAACAUGCUGUAGAAAGGUUUAAUAACCAUGAUAAAGCAAAUUAUCAUCAAAAUAGUAUAAUCGAUUUUCAAUCAAUUACAGCAAUCAUUGCAGGAAAAUCUGACACUGUUUAUCAUCAACUAAAUAAAGCUGAAAAAAUUCAAAAAGAAAACAAUCGAAAAAUUAUCGUUCCAGUAAUUGAAUCGGUGCUUCUAUGUGGACGACAAGGCAUCGCACUUAGAGGUCACCGUGACUCUGGAGUUCUUAAACUUGAAGAUCCCUUAAUAAAUGAAGGUAAUUUUCGAGCAUUAUUGAGAUUUUUCCUAAAGGCAACUGCAAAAUCCGGCGAUGAAAGUUUUUUAUUGGCUAGAGAAAAUUGUACUGAUGAAACAGCUGAUAUAUCGGGUAUUGAACAGUUUGCUUUAUGUGCUCGUUAUUAUGAUAGUAAAACCAAAAAUAUUCAUGAAGAUUUUUUGAAGUUUGUUCCGGUAUAUGAUGUAAGUGGAAAAAGUUUAGCGAACUAUAUAAUUACUGAGUUAAAAGAAUUAAAUAUCGAAGUAGAAAAUCUACGAGGUCAAGGUUAUGAUGGAGUGGCAAGCAUGAGUGGGAAAUUUAAUGGAGUUGCAGCUUUAAUUAAGAAAGAACAACCAAAAGCUUUAUAUGUGCAUUGUAAAGAAAUAACUUUGUGGAACGAUAGUGAUACAUCAAGUAAAGCAAAUCAUCUUCUAUUAGCUAUUCAAGCAUCAGAAUUUAACGUGGCCCUAACUAUUCUGAAUUAUAUUUUUCCAUAUUCUCAUUCACUAUGUAAAUAUUUACAAACCAAAAAUAUUGAUUUAUCGGAGGCUAUGGAACACAUAAGUUUAGUAAAGAACCAAUUAAUGUUUAUAAGAGAAAACGUUACUCUUGAAUUCAAAAAAUUGUAUAAUGAUCUUAUUCUAAGAUUAAACGAUUUUGAAAUUACCAUUAAAAUUCCUAGAUUAGCAUUGCGUCAAAAACACCGCAUGAAUAUUCCAACAGAUAAUGCUGAAGAAUAUUUUAAAAUAACUUUAUUUAUUCCAUUUCUUGAUUCGUUCAUUCAACAACUUAAUGAUCGAUUUAUGAAUCAUAAAAACAUUAUAAGUGGAUUUCAAAUGUUAGUAAAGUGUUCAACAUUCAAUGAAGAAAAUCUCAGAGAACUUGUUGAAUUUUAUGGCGAUGACGUUGACAAUUUUGAUCGUGUAAAAUCAGAAGUUUUAUUGUGGAAUCGUUAUCUAGUUGACAGUAAAAUUCAAUCAAAAAAUGCUAUCGAAAUCUUAAAUAAUUGCAAUCCAGAUUUUUUCCCAAAUGUAUUUAAGCUUUUGCAAAUACUGGUCACACUCCCUGUCACAUCUUGCGAAGCUGAAAGAUCAUUUUCUUCGCUCAAACGUAUCAAAACUUAUUUGAGAAACUCAACAUCAGAGACAAGAUUGAAUGGUCUAGCUGCUCUUAAUAUACACUACAAUAUAGAUGUACAAAACGAAGAAAUCAUAAAUCGCUUAGCAACUUCAAAGCGCCGUUUGGACUUUAUUCUAUAA
This is a messenger RNA of Daktulosphaira vitifoliae (grape phylloxera), 1977 nucleotides long. RefSeq lists its product as uncharacterized. The transcript is spliced from 4 exons. Lineage: Eukaryota; Metazoa; Arthropoda; Insecta; Hemiptera; Phylloxeridae. The record is from RefSeq and is a predicted model, not a curated record. Bases 1 to 1977 code for a protein of 658 amino acids. Gene Ontology annotation, molecular function: protein dimerization activity.